ACAAAUUAAGAAAAGCUCAAUUACGUAUAAAACCAUCUUAUUCUAGAGGAAGAAAAAAUGCAGCGAAUAGAGAAUUGGGUUGGGAAGGGAUUAACGAAAGUAGAAAAUGAAAGUGAAGAAUACGAAUCCAUUAAGAACGGUUUCUUGAAGGGUAUGGGAUUCAUGGGACAUGCCACAACUAUCAUGGCCAUUCACAAGAACGAUGUUUCCUCUAGUUUGGCAAGGCAAGCUCGUUGGGAUUCCUUCAAGAUUUUCUCUAAGGCUGUGGCAAUCAAAUCUGGUGGAGAUGCUAAUGUACGGUACGCUUGGUACGGUGCUUCAUUGGAUGAUCUUCUAGAAAUUGUAUCUGAGGGAUUCAAUGGAUGCAAAAACCACGAUGAUGAUGAUGAUGAGUCUCAUGGUGUUGGGAUUCCCUUAUUUUCUGUCGAUUUCUCCAUCGAUAGUGCUAUGUGUACAGUUGCAGAUGAGCAUGGUUUGAGACAUGUGUUACUAUGCAGAGUGAUUUUAGGGAAGGUGGAAGCUGUUGCUUGUGGUUCAAAGCAGAGCCAACCUAGUUCUAAGCAAUAUGACUCUGGUGUGGAUGAUAUUUUAGCACCUACAAAGCAUAUUAUCUGGACUGCUUUUAUGAAUUCACACAUUCAUCCUAGUUAUGUUCUUAGUUUCAAAUACAAUUACACAAAGGAUUCAGUGAUACAUGGGGCACUAAAACCGCAAUCACCGUAUGUGUUGUUUCCCAAUUUAGUAGCAAGAGUUUCAAAUAAUUUGAAACCAGCUCAAAUGACUAUGUUACUCAGAAGCUACCGAAUUUACCAACAACGGAAGAUUUCACGACAAGUAUGGAUAAAGAAAGUGAGAUUGAUUGUGGGAGACACGCUGCUGCAUUCAGUGAUCACGAACUCCAACUACGAUGUGCACAUUCUUUAGUCUCUCUUGAGAUUCUUUAGUUUUAAAACAAAUUUCUGGAAUGGGUUUUUCAAACACUUAUCUGUUCUUCUUCUUUCUUUGCAACAUUCUCUCUUCUUUUUCCAUUGUAGUAGCAGUUAUGACGAAAGCGACAGAGGUAACUAUGGUGACAGUGAUGACAGCAGCAAUAGCGAUGUGAUAUAGUGGUGAAGGAGUAGUUAGUAAUUGUAGGGGUGCUGAAGGCAAUAGCCAUUGGGUUUACAUUGUUACUAACAUUUUAUACAAUACAAUCGAAUACAACAAAUUCACAUGAGUAGUACAAGUAAUAAAAAAUUGUAUUA
This is a messenger RNA of Vigna unguiculata (cowpea), 1244 nucleotides long. RefSeq names its product putative inactive poly [ADP-ribose] polymerase SRO2. NCBI's taxonomy places the organism in Eukaryota, Viridiplantae, Streptophyta, Magnoliopsida, Fabales, Fabaceae. The record is from RefSeq and is a predicted model, not a curated record. Gene Ontology annotation, molecular function: NAD+ poly-ADP-ribosyltransferase activity.